AUGCGAGGGGCAGAAUACGCAACGGCCAAUGACUUAUGGCUCGACACCUCGAACGCCUACCCGCGACUGGCGAACUCGGCUUGGGCGAAGCUGGCGGAGCCGUUCCGAGAGACGACGCUGACGGCCGGCUCGAGCGUCGGGGACCCGGACAAGGACGUGUUCAAGUGGUCCUUCGAGGAUGGCACCGUGCUGGAGGGGAGGGAGGUCACGUACAUUUUCAAGGGUGUGGGCGCGCAAACAGUCUUCCUGGCGCAGACCAUCGUCUCAACGGGCCGCAUCGUACAGAUCGAAGACACGGUGAUGGUCAAGUACGUGCGGCGAGAGGUCCGUCAGCUUAGGGCCGAGGACAGGGAGGCUUUUUUGGAUGCCAUGGAGACGCUUUACCGCCUGCCUACCGAGGAGGGUGUCGCACUGUACGGUGACGACUACAAGAUGCACCUGGACGGGGCUGGCGUGAGCGACUGCGACCACUGGCACGACGAUGCCGGCAUCAUGACGCACCACGUGGGGUACACCAUGCUGUUCGAGCAGGCUCUGCAGGUGGUCGAUCCCGCCGUCACCAUUCCCUACUGGGAGUACACGAUCGAAUGUGGGUGCCACUCGCAAGGGCUGACGGACUACGGGGAGUCGCAGAUCUUCGAUCCCGACUGGUUCGGCGACGCCUCCCCCAACAAUGCUAUGCACACCGUCGACAACGGACGGUGGGCCUACCUCCCAGUGAUGCAGGCGAGUCCCGCUAUUGCUGUGCUGCACUGCACGUUGACUGGUCUUAUCAUAUAUAUCCAUCCAACAGUCGACACCAUUUAUAGGGUCGCACAGGACGGGGACGCAUGGGACUACGUGCACAACCCGUACGGCCUUCUGCGUACCCCCUGGAACACCGACCCGACACCGUACGUCACCCGCCACAACAUGACGAAUGCCCAGGACAUCACGAGCGUGGUCACCUGCGGGAUGUACCAGAACUGCUUCGACGAGACGACCCUGGCGGGACUGUUCAACUGCCUGAACGGGGGCACCCACGGACCGGUGCACAUCAAGAUGGGGGGGGAGUGGAACAACCCCGAGGAGGAACUGACUAACUCGCUAGGGUACGCGGACGAAGUUCCCCUGAUGGCCAAGUUCCUCUGGAGGAAGGGUUAUCUCCGCAUUCCGACUUCUUGCACCGUGGAAGAGCACGGCACCGGCGACGACAGCACGUGUCGCGCCAGCUGCCCCUCGGAGAUCUACGAGAACCUGGGCAUGACCCCGUACGACGUCCUCUAUGACGCCCUGUCGAUUCACUGGGUCGCUGGCAAGUCCGGCGGGGUUGUGGUGUGGGACGAGGAGAAGGAAAAGUUCUACGUCGCCGGCCACGAAGACGACUUGGAGUUCGAGAAGUUCUUCUGGCUCAGGAUCCUCAACUCGCUCUGCGACCCAGGGCACGUGGGAGAGUUGUACACGUCCUCGGCACCGUACGACCCCCUCUUCUGGGUCAUUCACCCUACCGCCGAGAGGUUCAUGGGGUGGCGGAGAAAACUCAGCGUUGAGCAACCCGACGUGUGAGUAAAGAAGCAAGCACCCCCCGCCGCCGCUGUUGCGAAGUUCAGGGGGAACACUACUGCAGCAACACCUUCGAGCCUAAGUAGUACAGAUGUUCAAUAUUUAGUGCACGCGUGUAUUUGUGCAUGCACUUGUUUGGCUCUCUUUUCAGCAUGGGAUGCUGUUCAGAGGUAUGUGUCGUACUUCCUCUUUGCCCCCGAUACGCGAGGAGAGUUUCACGUACUUCUUACGACCCGAAAGGAAGGAAAAAGCUAGCAGCACCACCAAAUGAGACGCGUCUGGCAAGACGUCUGAGCAUGCGACAACAGCCUAUAUUCACGCACAUGUUCGUGCACCUGGUUCAUUCUUUUCUUGCGUGUCUGGAAUUCCUACUGUGCCUCCGUUGUACAGGCACCCUCACGCCUCUGAUAAUGUUAGCGCUGCGCCGUCUGCCUUUCCUUGACAAGCUGUUGCCCCUUUGUUCUAUUUCACGCGGCGCAAAACGCCGGCGUCAGACGGAUUACCAACACACGCGACGCAUUGCCUCACCCCCCUCCCCGCUCUACCUUUUUACAGACACCGUAACUU
Ectocarpus sp. CCAP 1310/34 is the source of this 2109-nucleotide messenger RNA. The record is from the annotation of a GenBank genome assembly. NCBI's taxonomy places the organism in Eukaryota, Phaeophyceae, Ectocarpales, Ectocarpaceae.